This is a messenger RNA of Pteropus alecto (black flying fox), 1479 nucleotides long. It is a transcript of the gene LMOD2, whose product is annotated as leiomodin 2. NCBI's taxonomy places the organism in Eukaryota, Metazoa, Chordata, Mammalia, Chiroptera, Pteropodidae. Bases 1 to 1479 code for a protein of 492 amino acids. The record is from RefSeq and is a predicted model, not a curated record. The transcript is spliced from 4 exons. Gene Ontology annotation, cellular component: myofibril; striated muscle thin filament. Gene Ontology annotation, biological process: myofibril assembly; pointed-end actin filament capping; muscle contraction. Gene Ontology annotation, molecular function: tropomyosin binding; actin binding.
AUGUCUACCUUCGGCUACCGGAGAGGACUUAGCAAAUAUGAAUCCAUCGAUGAGGAUGAACUCCUCGCUUCCCUGUCAGCUGAGGAGCUGAAGGAGCUAGAGAGGGAGCUGGAAGACAUUGAACCUGAUCGCAACCUUCCCGUGGGGCUAAGACAAAAGAGUCUGACCGAGAAAACCCCCACGGGGACAUUCAGCAGAGAGGCACUGAUGGCCUAUUGGGAAAAGGAGUCUCAAAAACUCCUGGAGAAGGAGAGGCUGGGGGAGUGUGGAAAGGUAGAAGAAGACAAAGAGGAGAGUGAAGAAGAGCUUAUCUUCACCGAAAGUAACAGUGAGGUUUCCGAGGAGGUGUACACGGAGGAGGAGGAGGAGGAGGAGGAGCAGGAGGCCAGCGAGGAAGAGGCCAGCGAGGACGAGGCCAGCGAGGAAGAGGAAAUUGCGACGGACAGCGAGCAAGGUAUUAACGGAACUGUCAAUUAUGAUAGUGUCAGUUGUGACAACUCGAGGCCAAAGACGUUUAAGAGUCAAAUAGAAAACAUAAAUUUGACCAAUGGCCACAGCGGAAGGAACACAGAGUCGCCGGCUGCCAUCCACCCUUGCGGAAACCCCACGGUGAUUGAGGACGCUCUAGAAAAGAUCAAGAACAACGACCCCGACACCACAGAAGUGAAUCUGAACAACAUCGAGAACAUCACGUCGCCGACCCUCGCCCGCUUCGCGGAGGCCCUCAAAGGCAACACGGCGGUGAAGACCUUCAGCCUGGCCAACACGCGCGCCGACGACAGCGCGGCCCUGGCCAUCGCCGACAUGCUCAGAGUCAACGAGCACAUCACCAGCGUCAACAUCGAGUCCAACUUCGUCACGGGCAAGGGCAUCCUGGCCAUCAUGAGGGCGCUGCAGAGCAACACGGCGCUCACCGAGCUGCGCUUCCACAACCAGAGGCACAUCAUGGGCAGCCAGGUGGAGAUGGAGAUCGUCAAGCUGCUGAAGGAGAACACCACGCUGCUCAGGCUGGGUUACCAUUUCGAGCUCCCAGGACCAAGGAUGAGCAUGACGAGCCUGUUGACGAGAAAUAUGGAUAAACAGAGGCAGAAGCGGAUGCAGGAGCAGAAACAGCAGGAGGGGUACGACGGGGGAGCCAACCUUAGGACCAAAGUCUGGCAAAGAGGAACGCCUGGCUCCUCACCGUACGCAUCUCUCAUCACCCGAAACAUCGCCGAAGUCAUCAAACAACAGGAGAGUGCCCAGCGGUCAUUACAAAAUGGACAGAAAAAGAAAAAAGGGAAAAAGGUUAAGAAACAGCCAAACAAUAUCCUAAAGGAAAUUAAAAAUUCCCUGAGGUCAGUGCAAGAGAAGAAAAUGGAAGACAGUUCCCGACCUUCUACCCCACAGAGAUCUGCUCAUGACAAUCUCAUGGAAGCCAUUCGGGGAAGCAGCAUAAGACAGCUAAAGAAGGUGGAAGUUCCAGAAGCUCUGCGAUAA